AUUUGCCUGUUUCUGGCCCAUAUUCCUCCCCCUCUUGAUGAGUACGGGUGUCAUGGAUAAUGGGGAGAUAGAAGGAGAAUGGGGAUAGAAGGGAGAGAUAGAUCAGCCAUGGUUGAGUGGCAGAGUAGACUUGAUGGGCUGAAUGGCCUAAUUCUGUUCCUAUCACUUAUGAACUCCUGAAUGUCUAAAAUACACAAGGCGUGUGUCCAUGAUCUGUGACUCUAAUUAAUACAGAAGGUCAAGACUAAAUGUUGCCCAGGAGAUACAUAUAGGAUGGUUAUAGACAAAGUUACAUUUGACAACGUGAAGCUGACGUCAGCAUUUCACAAUUGCAACAUCGUCAAGAUAUGAAUAGACCGAGGAGACAACAUCUUGUGUUGCCGCUCGGUACAUAAGUAGCCGUGCUGUGUCCGUUGUGUGUUGUAUCCAGCAAGGCUCGGAGGAGAGGAUGUGCACGAGUGUGGCAGGACUCUUGUCUCUGGCUGUGCUUGCACUAUGGGUCACAAGCAGUUCCUGUAUCGAAAAUUGUCACUGCCUGGAACCUACCCAUUGCCGGCAUCUGUCCGCAAGAAGACGCUACCCAGUGCAGCUCUUUGCAUUUCACAGUGGAGUAGGCAUUUGGAAGCAUUACGACUGGUCAAAGAUCACAACUAUUGUCACCAGUGGACUAUAUGACCCUGACCUUAUGUGCCAUGCUCACGCACACAAAGCUCGAGUUGUCACAGAAGAGCCAAUAGGGAAAAAUGAACUGGUUGACAUUCAUCUCCGAUCUUCUUGGAUCAGCAACAAAUUGCACAAGACUCGAGAAAGAUAUUUGGACGGAAUUCAUUUGAGAUUUGGUACUGUCCUUGACGCUACAGUUUCUGCCAAACUGCCCAGCCUGAUUAAAGAUAUCAAAACCAGAUUCACGAGAAGCAUACCAGGAUCGCAGGUAAAAGACUUUACAAAAAAGUUCUAUUCUGUUAUCCAUUGAGUAAAUCCCCAGGACCUGAUGGAGCUUUCAACUUUAGUCUUUAGAGAUACAGAUUUGGAAACGGGCCCUGCGACACUUUCCUGCACACUAGGGACAUUCACAU
Leucoraja erinaceus (little skate) is the source of this 1076-nucleotide messenger RNA. Its product is annotated as di-N-acetylchitobiase-like. Gene Ontology annotation, biological process: chitin catabolic process. Bases 449 to 973 code for a protein of 174 amino acids. The record is from RefSeq and is a predicted model, not a curated record. Gene Ontology annotation, cellular component: extracellular region. NCBI's taxonomy places the organism in Eukaryota, Metazoa, Chordata, Chondrichthyes, Rajiformes, Rajidae. The transcript is spliced from 3 exons. Gene Ontology annotation, molecular function: chitinase activity.